AUGAUCCGUUCGGUGACAUUGUCGUUUUUAACGGCCUCAAAGCCCCUCACUGUUUAUGACCUGGGAACCAGGGGAACCGGAGGAGACGCGCUGACCGCAGAAACGCUGCUGCCUCGGGCCUGGCCGCCCCGCCGGGAAGUGAUAUGUGAGCCCAGCUGCUUUACAAGAUAGUAAAGUCCACGUGUGUUGGGUGGAUGUGUGGGUGUCGUGCGCAUGUGUGCGUGCAUGUGUGUAUGAAAAAUGCAUGCACUCAUUAACUGUAAGUCGCUCUAGAUAAGAGCGUCUGCUAAAAUGACUAAAAUGUAAAAAAAAAAAAAAAAUGUGUGUAUGUGUUACUUGCAAGUCACUGCUCGCUGUAAGCACUUUAGGAACAGGAGAUACAGCCCUAGCCUGGAGCCUGGAGCAGCUGUGUAUGUGUGUGCGUGUGUGUGUGCGCCUGUGUGUCUGUCUGUGUUUCCAGUAUCUCAGCUAGCCUCUGACUGCCUCUCACUGUUGUAGCGCUACUGCUGCUUGCUCCAUUGUGGUCAUGCCCCUGGAAUGUUCAGCCGCACGAGACUUCAAAAGGUUUCAGACACACAUCUCAUUCAGGCCUAGGUGGCUUUAUUACAUGUGGACCUGUACUGAACUUUAUGAGUGGAAACCAAUAGGAAGUGUGUGUUAUACUGGGUACAUCCCAAAUGCCACCCUAUUCCCUAUAUAGUGAACUUCUUUUGACCAGAGCUCCAUGGGCCCUGGUCAAAAGUAGUGCACUACAUAGGGAACAGGAUGCCAUUUGGGAUGCUGUCUUACAGGGGAGUUCAGGGAGGGAGUCUGUAACGGAGGUGUGAUGACAGUUCCUCUUGUUUAGGCAGGGCUCAGAAGGAUGGAUGGAUGUCUUUUAACCUCCAUUUGUUUCUCUCUCUCUCUCUCUCUGUUUCUCUCUCUUUCUCUUGCUCUCUGUUCCUCUCACUCACCAUCUCUACCCCCUUUCUUUCAAUUUCAAUUUUCAAUUCCAUUUUCAAUUCAAACAAGCUUUAUCGACACAAGAACAUCCCAAUGCUAAGCAAUACACAGAACGUAACACAUGUCCAUUUCAUAAUGUCUUCUUUUUGUCUCUCUGUCUCUCCAGUUAACAUGGUGGAGGAGGCAUUGGAGUGUGCCAAGUCCUACCUGCUGUUCCACGAGGGGGAGGAGUUUAUGACAGAGAACGUGGAGUACUACAGAGAGGCCGUGGGCCACGACAUCAAACCCCGGGAGGUAAGACCUUGGUUACGUCCAAAAUGGCACCCUAUUCCCUAUAUAGUGCACUACUUUUGACCAGGACACGCAUGGGCUAUUCCCUAUAUAGUGCACUACUUUUGAUCAGGACCCGGAUGGGCUAUUUCUGAUAUAGUGCAUUACUUUUGACCAUGACAAGCAUGGCCUAUUCCCUAGCCUGGUCUCAGAUAUUUUUGUGCUAUAAUUUCAACUCCUUGUUAACCCAAACUGUUUGGCAUGAUAAUGAGUGGCAAGGAGUGGCAUGAUGUUACAAACAGACUGGUACCCAGGCUAGCUAUUCCCUAUAUAGUAUAGUGCACUACUUUUGGUAGUAAGAAAUAGUGCACUAUAAGGAAUAGUUUACAUUGGAGGGGACUUUAAUCAGUUAAUGUUACUCUUUCUACAUUGUAUGGCCAAAGAGUUGGGGCCCAAUGUUUAGUUUUCAUUCCUACAGAUUCACUGCCCAAUAGGUUUUAUAAGCCAGUUAUUGCUGCGUAAAUUUAAUGCCAGAUUUUUUAGUGACUCAUAUAAUUUGUGUUUACCGGCAACUAUAUCCCCUAAGUGUUCCUAAUUAUCAGGUUAUUGGGAAUGUAAAUGUGCUGAUAAUUUAGAGCCGACGUUUGGAAUAGGAUGCAUCUGAAAUGGCACACUAUUCCCUAUGUAGGGAAUAGGGUGCCAUUUGGGACGCAUCUAUAGUCAGUUUGCCUGGAGAACUAACUGGCAAAUUAGUGGCCGAUUUGCCCCCAAGAACUUGUCCCCCCAAAAAACGGUUGACUUCAAACCCUCAAACCUGCUCCACUCUCUGUACAGCCACGGAGUCUCUUGUUCUGCACUCCCUCCCUUACAGGCCCGUUUUCCUGGAAAGCCUGGAAGCUAUUAGAGUGAAUGUGAGUUCUCCCAGUACGGCCAGGGUGUGUGUGUGAGAGAGAGAUUGUGUGUGUGCGUGUGUGUGCAUGUGUUUGUGUGUGUGUGCAUGCCAGCGGACAAACCAAUGCAGCUGAUGACUAUGGUUAGGACUCUGACAUCAACCAUCUCAGUCCCUCUGGCUCUCUCCUCUCGGCCCCUAAACUCUCCAUUCCUCCAUUCCAUAUUUCUCUCUCUCUCUCUCAGCCCCUCUUCUCUCCUUUCCUGUCCAUUCCUCUCUCAUCUCUCUCUCUCUGCGGCCUUAGGGACCUCAUUUAGCCAGCAUAUAGAGCAGGAGAGAGCCGGGGUCUGCCUGCCUGCCUUCCUGCCAAAGACUCCUGUCUUUCAGGAACAGGGAGGAGGGGGAAAUCAAGCGCCAAUGCCCACAGAAACAAUUUAGGAGCUGUUUGCAUUACGGUUUCCGGCCACCGCAAACGCUACUGGCUGCUCAGGUUUCAAAACAUAACGUCGCCCCUUCUUGUCUAUUGCAGAUUAUCACACCUUCUUUCCCUCAUUCCUCUCCUCCUCUCCUACUCCAAACCUCUAUAAUGUAAGUCCAAGACAUUCCAGUCACACCAGCCCUCUUUAAGACCUUGCCAGGAAGGACUAGUAAAAAGCUCAGCUGUGAAAUGCCAAGAGGGUCGUUACAUGCCAUUUCAGCAAGCCGUGACACCCACCAUCUCAGAUUGUUCUGAAAUCAUUUCUGUAGUUAGAAACAGAUAAGAUUAGCAUUCCUGCAACAAUAUUUUGUUGAAAUAUAAUUUGAUUGCACCCAAAUUGGCCAUUUUAAUUUAUAGGAUUCAUAAAAUAUUCAAUAAAUAUAGUAUCUAACAUCCGAAUUGGACCAAACUUUUUCUAACAAUGAGUAAGACAUAAGGAAUCCAAAGAAAUGGUCAAAGGCCACUCACAGACACCCCACGCCAAUCUCAACCCAACAUUGAGUAUACAGUAUCAGUUCUCUAUGUCUGACAAGUAGUACGGAGCUGCGGCUUGGAUUAUAUUUCUUAUUGUUGUUGCAUUGUCGAGAAGGAACCUGCAAGUAAGCAUUUUGUUGGAUGAUGUAUACCAUGCAUAUACAUGCAACAAUUUCAAAGAUUUUACUGAGUUACAGUUCAUGUAAGGAAAUCAGUCAAUUGAAAUGAAUUCAUUAGGCCCUAAUCUAUGGAUUUCAUAUGACUGGGAAAGCAGAUAUGCAUCUGUUGGUUACAGAUACCUUUAAAAAAAAGAUAGGGGUGUUGAUCAGAAAACCAGUCAGUAUCUCGUGUGACCAUUAUUUGCCUCAUGCAAUGGCUGUGCGAAGUUGCCGGAUAUUGGCGGGAACUGGAACACGCUGUCACACAUGUCGAUCCAGAGCAUCCCAAACAUGCUUGCUCAAUGGGUGACAUGUCUGGUGAGUAUGCAGACCAUGGAAGAACUGGGACAUUUUCAGCUUCCAGGAAUUGUGUACAGAUCCUUGCAACAUGGGGCUGUGCAUUAUCAUGCUGAAACAUGAGGUGAUGGCGGCAGAUGAAUGGCACGACAAUGGGCCUCAGGAUCUCGUCACGGUAUCUCUGUGCAUUGAAAUUGCCAUAAAUAAAAUGCAAUUGUGUACAUUGUCUGUAGCUUAUGCCUGCCCAUACCAUAACCCCACCGGCACCAUGGGGCAAUCUGUUCACAACGUUGACAUCAGUAAACUGCUCACCCACAUGACGCCAUCUGCCAUCUGCCCGGUACAGUUGAAACUGGGAUUCAUCCGUGAAGAGCCAUUGAAGGUGAGCAUUUGCCUACUGAAGUUGGUUACGACACUGAACUGCUGUCAGGUCAAGACCCUGGUGAGGACGACGAGCACGCAGAUGAGCUUCCCUGAGACGGUUUCUGACAGUUUGUGCAGAAAUUAUUCAGUUGUGCAAACCACAGUUUCAUCAGCUCUACGGGUGACUGGUCUCAGACGAUCCCGCAGGUGAAGAAGCUGGAUGUGGAGGAAUUGGGCUGGCAUGGUUAUACGUGGUCUGCGGUAUGAGGCCAGUUGGACAUACUGCCAAAUUCAAUAAAAAUACUUUGGAGGCGACUUAUGGUAGAGAAAUGAACAUUACAUUCUCUGGCAACAGCUCUGGUGGACAUUCCUGCAAUGAGUAUGACAAUUGCACCCUCCCUCAAAACUUCUGUGGCAUUGUGUUGUGUGAAAAAACUGCACAUUUUAGAGUAGCCUUUUAUUGUCCCCAGCACAAGGUGCACCUGUGUAAUGAUCAUGCUGUCUAAUCAGAUCCUUAAUAUGCCACACUUGUCAGAUGGAUGGAUUAUCUUGGCAAAGGAGAAAUGCUCACUAACAGGGAUGUAAACAAAUGUGUGCACAAUAUUUGAGAGAAAUAAGCUUUUUGUGCAAAUGGGACAUUUCUGGGAUAUUUUAUUUCAGCUCAUGAAACAUGGGACCAACACUUUACAUGUUGCGUUUAUAUUUUUGUUCAGUAAAUAUUCUCAUUGUUGAGGUGGGAUUGGCGUGGGUUGUCCCUGGCUGGCUUUUGACAAUUUCAUUGGAUUCAUCAUGUCUAACUCCUUGUUAUUAAAAAACGUUUGUACAAAUCAGAUGUUAGGUACUUUUUUAUUGAAUAUUAUAUGCAUCCUAUACAUUAAAAUGGCUAAUUUGGAUACAAUCAAUUAACUUAAUUUUUCAGAGAUCAAAUUAUAUUUCAACAAAAUAAUGUUGCAGGAAUGCUAAUCUUAUCUGUUUCUAACUACAGAAACGAGUUCAGAACAAUCUGAGAUGGUGGGUGCCGAAAUCCUCUUUCUUGUGCUUUUUCCCAAUAGAGAGGGAAAUAUAGCACAGUCCAUUGGGUCCAGCAAUAAGGCGAUGAGAGGGCUGGAGGGGGCUUGGCUGCUGAAAGAGGAAGAGGUGUUAGGGUAGGGACAGGAGAUAAGAUAUAAGAGGCAUAGUGGUUAUGAAAAUAGUCUUCCUAAACAUUUCUUCUUCAAGGGGUCAAUUUGGGGAGAUUCAGUAGCUAGGUAAUAUGCUAAAGGGAUGUCAUUAAAAAAAAUGUUUUUACCUGUUGAGAUAAACAGGGCUGCCCGAUAUCUCUGUGUGUCUACAGAAGGCUGAGUGGUACCUGAGGCGCCAUAAGCAGGAGCUGGAGCUACUAGUGAUCGGCAGUGAGAACAUGCACGUGGAAUUUACAGAAGGGGUGAGUACAGUACAUUGAUGACAAAUGGCGACUUAGUCUCUUAUUUGAACUUUUUGGGCUGUCUCUGAUACUUGUGAAUGGCUGCCAUGACUACUGAAAGGUCAAUUGGGUGACAUUUCUGGCCCCGUUACUGGAACAAGUAAUUAUUUUAAUAGAGCACAAAAAUGAGAGCCAGAGCUGGAGCAAGAUUACUGAUUUAGGAUCAGUUUUGCUUUUUAGAUCACAAUGAAUAAAAUUAAAUGGAGGGGGGGAUCUGAUCCUAGAUCAGCACUCGUACUCUGUGACGCUUGUUGAUACAUAUGGGCCGUAUGUAGGACAGUAACAGGUGCCUGGUAGUUACACCAUUAUGUCCGCAGGACACAGCACCACCUUGUGGCCAUGAUGGAAACCCAUCGGUGCUCCAGCUUUUCAUUCAUGGACUUUUUGCACUAUAAUGCUUCUGAAUCUGCAUCAUUUACAUAUAGUUGUAGUAUAGAUUAGUAUAUAAAUUACUAUAUAAGGAGUUUGUAUAUAGUAUAUACACUGAGUGUACAAAACAUUAGGAACAUGACAUAGACUGACCAGGUGAAUCCAGGUGAAAGCUAUGAUAAUAAUAUAAUAAUAUGCCAUUUAGCAGACGCUUUUAUCCAAAGCGACUUACAGUCAUGUGUGCAUUAAUUUUUACGUUUGGGUGGUCCCGGGAAUCGAACCCACUACCCUGGCGUUACAAGCGCCAUGCUCUACCAAUUUAUCCUUAUUGAUGACACUUGUUAAAUCCACUUCAAUCACUGUAGAUGAGGGGAGGAUACAGGUUAAAGAAGGAUUUUUAAGCAUUCAGACCAGGGAUGGACAACUUUGACGGGGGUUGGGGCAACAAAAAAAUCAGAACUCAUCAUUAGGGGCCGCAGUGGCUCGUGGGUCUUUAGAAUUGUUUGCUAAUUUAUUAAAUAUAAAACAAAUGAAAUAUCACAUUUACAAAAGUAUUCAGACCCUUUACUCAGUACUUUGUUGAAGCACCUUUGGCAGCGAUUACAGCAUCGAGUCUUCUUGGGUAUGACGCUACAAGCUUUCCACACCUGUAUUUGGGGAGUUUCUCCCAUUCUUCUCUGCAGAUCCUCUCAAGCUCUGUCAGGUUGGAUGGGGAGCAUUGCUGCACAGCUAUAUACAGGUCUCUCCAGAGAUGUUCGAUCGGGUUCAAGUCCGGGCUCUGGCUGGGCCACUCAAGGACAUUCAGAGACUUGUCCCGAAGCCACUCCUGCGUUGUCUUGGCUGUGUGCUUAGGGUCGUUGUCCUGUUCGAAGGUGAACCUUCGCCCCAGUCUGAGGUCCUGAGCGCUCUGGAGCAGGUUUUCAUCAAGGAUCUCUCUGUACUUUGCUCCGUUCAUCUUUGUCUCGAUCCUGAUUAGUCUCCCAGUCCCGGUCGCUGAAAAACAUCCCCACAGCAUGAUGCUGCCACCACCAUGCUUCACCGUAGGGAUGGUGCCAGGUUUCCUCCAGACGUGACACUUGGCAUUCAGGCCAAAGAGUUCAAUCUUGGUUUCAUCAGACCAGAGAAUCUUCUUUCUCAUGGUCUGAGAGUCUUUAGGUGCCUUUUGGCAAACUCCAAGCGGGCUGUCAUGUGCCUUUUACUGAGGAGUGGCUUCCGUCUGACCACUACCAUAAAGGCCUGAUUGGUGAGGGGCUGCAGAUAUGGUUGUCCUUUUGGAAGGUUCUCCCAUCUCCACAGAGGAACUGUAGAGCUCUGUCAGAGUGACCAUCGGGUUCUUGAUCACCUUCCUGACCAAGGCCCUUCUCCCCCGAUUGGUCAGUUUGGCCGGGCGGCCAGCUCUAGGAAGAGUCUUGGUGGUUCCAAACUUCUUCCAUUUAAGAAUUAUGGAGGCCACUGUGUUCUUGGGGACCUUCAAUGCUGCAGGAAUGUUUUGGUGCCCUUCCCCAGAUCUGUGCCUCAACACAAUCCUGUCUCGGCGCUCUACGGACAAUUCCUUCAACCUCAUGGCUUGGUUUUUGCUCUGACAUGCACUGUCAACUGUGGGACCUUAUAUAGACAGGUGUGUGCCUUUCCAAAUCAUGUCCAAUCAAUUGAAUUUACCACAGGUGGUAAAUCAAGUUGUAGAAACAUCUCAAGGAUGAUCAAUGGAAACAGAAUGCACCUGAGCUCAAUUUCGAGUCUCAUAGCAAAGGGUCUGAAUACAUAUGUAAAUAACCUGUUUUCGCUUUGUCAUUAUGGGGUAUUGUGUGUAGAUUGCUGAGGAUUUUUUUUAUUAACUCCAUUUUAGAAUAAGGCUGUAACUUAACAAAAUGUGGAAAAAGUCAAGGGCACUGUAUAUAUAUUUUUUCACUCAGUUCGUGCUAUUCUACUUAUUGAGAAAUAUUAGCAGUUUUAAAGUUAAUUUCCUGCAAUUCUGCACAUUUUGCCAAUGGAUGGAGGCAAACGUUUGCAGUUUUUAAUAUGAUAACUGAUGAUCAAUGGGCCCCACCCCCAUUAUGCUUACUACCACUAGACUAACUUACCAAUCUAAAACAAUUAAUCUGAAAUGGGCUAAUUGAGUGACUGCUGAUACACAACCACAUUUCUAAAUUGCACCUUGUGUAUUCUAUGAUUUUAACUCUCAGCAGUGAGUUGAGACACCGACUGAGUUCCUAAAAAAUAUAUAUAUAUAUAUUGGUGAAAUUGGUCCGUGGGCCAACAAAAGGGGGGCGGCCCGCGGGUCCCCAGUUGCCCAUCCCUGAUUCAGACAAUUGAAACAUGGAUUGUGUAUGUGUGCCAUUCAGAAGGUGAAUUGGCAAGACAAAAUAUGUAAGUGCCUUUGAACAGGGUGUGUCAAGAACUGCAACACUGCUGGGUUUUUCAUGCUCAACAGUUUCCCGUGUGUAUCAAGUAAUGUCCACCACCCAAAGGACAUCCAGCCAACUUGACAUUGGAGUCAACACGGGCCAGUAUCCCUUUGGAACACUUUCAACACCUUGUAGAGUCCAUGCCCCGACAAAUUGAGGGUGUUCUGAGGGCAAAAGGGGGCACCUCAAUAUUAGGAAGGUGUUCCUAAUGUUUUGUACACUCAGUGUAGGUUUACUUACUAUGACUGUAAUAUGUGGUUGUCUUACCUAGAUACCUUAAGAUGAAUGCUCUAACUGUAAGUUGUUCUGGAUAAGAGCGUCCGCUAAAUGAAUAAAAUGUAACAUUCUGAUCUGUCAGUGUUUUACCUUGUCUUGUAGCAUUACUGGACCAGCACAGGUGGACGAGAGGAUUCUAACAGGUGAGCAAACCUAGAAAUAUCCUCUUGGAAAUGUCAACGUGUUCAGUAGUUGUCCUGUAUAAUAAUGAAUAUCAGAUGUAUAGUUCACAAGAACAACACAGUGUCAGAUAGAUAGUUAGAAUCAAGUGAUGCUUUUCACUUAUAGACAAUAAUAAAUGAAUGAAAACGGUACUAUAUCCUGUGUCGUAUUUGACUGUAGUGACUCUGCUUUGUGUUGUAUACACCACUGACAUCUAUGGGAUACUUUCAGUAUAGCAUGCAUGCUGUAUAAUCUGUUGUGGAAAAAAAAAUAUAUAGUUGCACACUUUAUAAUGCUCCCAAUAAUUGAAUCAGUUUAUUUGAAGCAUGUGUGUGAAUAUCUUUAUUUAUUUUUUACACACGUUACUAUAUUCCGUUGAUCAGCACCUUUUCUACUUUUUGGGGUGUGCGUGUUCUCAUGCUUUUUACUGGACUCCUGACCUGGGUUCAAAUACUAUUUAGGGUAUUUCAAUUACUUUCAAAGACAUUUCAAAGUAAGUAUUUUGAUAUAUAUAUAUAUAUAUAUUGAUAUAUAUAUAUAUAUAUAUAUAUAUAUAUAUAUAUAUAUAUAUAUAUAUAUAUAUAUAUAUAUAUAUAUAUAUAUAUAUAUAUAUAUAUAUAUAUAUAUAUAUAUUGAUAUAUAAGUAUACAAGUAAGUUGAAUAUCGGAAUAUAUUUGGAAAUACUUUCAAACACAUCAAAUAGAAGUAGUUGAUUUGUAGUAGUAGUUGAAUGUUUGAUCCAAGAUGGCGUAGGAGUGCGGUCGUGUACUCUGUUGUAUGUCCGUGUAAAUAGCCUGUUUUUUCUUCUUUUGUCUUUUGUUGUAUAUAUUUCCCCUAUCACACUUUUCAUCCUUCUACUAAAUAUACUUUCCUGCAACCCGCCUCACUCAAUGUGGAACGUAUUCUCCUGUUGAAACUAGCUAGCCAGCUAACUAGCUACUUGCUAUUAGCCACCGUUAGCGGUUUUCACCCAGAACAUCUGAUUUUCUGCCGGAAUAACUGAAUCACUGGACCUUAACACCUGAUCGCAACCAACUAGCCGCAACCGAAUGGAUGUUGCUGUUGGCUAAUCACCACUGCCCCCGAAGCAAGCACCAGUUAGCCUUGAGCUAGCCUCGAGCCAGGCCCAUAUCCCGGCUAUCUACCUCUCUGUCUACCGGACGGGAGUAGCCAGCUAACUAGCUACUUGCUAUUAGCCACCAUUAGCAGGUUUUUCCACCAUUGUCCGUGGCCUGCACUACCUACCAGCUAACUCUAGCCUGGACUAUUAUCAGCCAGUCUGCAUAGCGCGUUAUCGACCCAGAACAUAUUGGAUUUUCUACCGGAAUCACUGAAUCACUGGACCUUUAACACCGGAUCAUCGCAACUAGCUAGCUGCAACCGAAUGGAUGUUGUGGUUGGCUAAUCCGCCUUGAGCUAGCCUCGAGUCAGGCCCAUCUCCCGGCUAUCUACCUCUCUGUCAACCGGGCGGGACCUCCUAGUGUCGACACGGAGCCCCGCCGAUCCAUCACGACUGGUCUGCCGAUGUAAUCGUCUGUGGUUUCAACAGGCUUCUCGUUGCGACGACCACGAAGAUCCAUCUGCUAGCCCCGGCCCGCAAUUCAACAGCCGUGCUUCCUGAUCGCCUGUGCGGUAGCACCAAUUCAAACUGCUCUCGGACUCACAUUGCUGUUCACUGGACCUUAUGAUCACUCAGCUGCACAGCUGAUGCCUGCUGGACUGUUCCUUUACAUGGUACCCUGUCCUGUUUUAUCUGUUUAGCCUCAGCCCAAACUUUCAUCGCCAUUACCAGUUGUUGUCUUAGCUCUCUCGAAUAACACCUGUGAUUGCUUUAUGCCUCUCUCCCAUGUCAAUAUGCCUUGCCUAUUGCUGUUCCAGUUAGUUCUUAUAAUACCAUUUCACUGUAGAGCCCCAAGUCCCUCUCAAACUGCCUCAAAUAGCUCCUUUGUUCCACCCCCCAUACACGCGGAGACCGGCUCAAUCGGUGCCUCCAGUGAUGCUAUCUCUUUCAUUGUUACCCAACGCUUAGGUUUACCUCCACUGUACUCAUAUCCUUCCAUAUCCUUGUCUGUACAUAAUGCCCUGAAUCUAUUCUACAACGCCCGGAAAUCUGCACCUUUUAUUCUCUGUACCCAACGCACUAGAAGACCAGUUCUUAAAGCCUUUAGCCAUAUUCUUAUUCUAGUCCUCCUCUGUUCCUCUGGUGAUGUAGAGGUUAACCCAGGCCCUGCAGCCCCCAGUAUCACUCCUACUCCCCAGGCGCUAUCAUUUGUUGACUUCUGUAACCGUAAAAGCCUUGGCUUUUUGCAUGUUAACAUCAGAAGCCUCCUUCCUAAGUUUGAGUUAUUCACUGCGUUAGCACACUCCGCCAACCCUGAUGUUCUAGCAGUGUCUGAAUCCUGGCUUAGGAAGGCCACCAAAAAUUCAGAAAUGUCCAUCCCCAACUACAACAUUUUCCGUCUAGAUAGAACUGCCAAAGGGGGUGGAGUUGCAAUCUAUUGUAGAGAUAGCCUGCAGAGCUCUAUCAUACUAUACAGGUCUGUGCCCAAACAGUUUGAGAUCCUACUUCUAAAAAUCCACCUUUCCAGAAAUAAGUCUCUCACUGUUGCCACUUGCUACAGACCCCCCUCAGCCCCCAACUGUGCCCUGGACACCAUAUGUGAAUUGAUUGCUUCCCAUCUAUCCUCAGAGUUCGUACUGCUUGGUGACCUAAACUGGGAAAUGCUUAACACCCCGGCCAUCCUACAAUCCAAACUAGAUGCCCUCAAUCUCACACAAAUUAUAAAGGAACCUACCAGGUACAACCCUCAAUCUGUAAACAUGGGCACCCUCAUAGAUAUCAUCCUGACUAAUUUACCCUCUAAAUACACCUCCGCUGUCUUCAACCAGAAUCUCUUUCGCCUUAUUGCCUGCAUCCGUAACGGGUCCGCGGUCAAACGACCACCCCUCAUCACUGUCAAACGAGAACCGACCAUUUCGAAUCCCACCGUACCUUUUCCACUAUGCAAGCCGGUUUCCGAGCUGGUCAUGGGUGCACCUCAGCCACGCUCAAGGUCCUAAACGAUAUUAUAACCGCAAUCGAUAAUAGACAGUACUGUGCAGCCGUCUUCAUCGACCUGGCCAAGGCUUUUGACUCUGUCAACCACCGCAUUCUUAUUGGCAGACUAAAUAGCCUUGGUUUCUCAAAUGACUGCCUCGCCUGAUUCACCAACUACUUCUCAGAUAGAGUUCAAUGUGUCAAAUCGGAGGGCCUGUUGUCUGGACCUAUGGCAGUCUCUAUGGGGGUGCCACAGGGUUCAAACGACCACCCCUCAUCACUGUCAAACGCUCCCUAAAACACUUUAGCGAGCAGGCCUUCCUAAUUGACCUGGCCCAGAUAUCCUGGAUGGAUAUCGAUCUCAUUCCGUCAGUAGAGGAUGCCUGGUUGUUCUUUAAAAGUGCUUUCCUCUCAAUCUUAAAUAAGCAUGCCCCAUUCAAAAAAUUCAGAACUAAGAACAAAUAUAGCCCCUGGUUCUCCUCAGACUUGACUGCCCUUGACCCGCACAAAAACAUCCUGUGGCGUACUGCAUUAGCAUCGAAUAGCCCCCGCGAUAUGCAACUUUUCAGGGAAGUUAGGAACCAAUAUACACAAGCAGUUAGGAAAGCAAAGGCUAGCUUUUUCAAACAGAAAUUUGCAUCCUGUAGCACUAACUCCAAAAAGUUUUGGGACACUGUAAAGUCCAUGGAGAAUAAGAGCACCUCCUCCCAGCUGCCCACUGCACUGAGGAAACCUGACUCUCAGAUCCACCUCUACGCAGACGACACCAUUUUGUAUACAUCUGGCCCUUCAUUGGACACUGUGUUAACAAACCUCAAAGCGAGCUUCAAUGCCAUACAACACUCCUUCCGUAGCCUCCAACUGCUCUUAAACACUAGUAAAACUAAAUGCAUGCUCUUCAAUCGAACGCUACUCUCGGCGGGUCUGACCUAGAGUAUGUGGACAACUACAAAUACCUAGGUGUCUGGUUAGACUGUAAACUAUCCUUCCAGACACACAUUAAGCAUCUCCAAUCAAAAGUGAAAUCUAGAAUCGGCUUCCUAUUUCGCAACAAAGCCUCCUUCACUCAUGCUGCCAAACAUGCCCUCGUUAAACUGACUAUCCUACCGAUCCUUGACUUCGGCGAUGUCAUUUACAAAAUAGCCUCCAACACUCUACUCAGCAAAUUGGAUGUAGUCUAUCACAGUGCCAUCCGUUUUGUCACCAAAGCCCCAUAUACUACCCACCACUGUGACCUGUACGCUCUUGUUGGCUGGUCCUCACUACAUAUUCAUCGCCAAACCCACUGGCUCCAGGUCAUCUAUAAAUCACUGCUAGGCAAAUCCCCGCCUUAUCUUAGCUCAUUGGUCACCAUAGCAACACCCACCCGUAGUAUGCGCUCCAGCAGGUAUAUCUCACUGGUCAUCCCCAAAGCCAACUCCUCCUUUGGCCGCCAUUCCUUCCAGUUCUCUGCUGCCAAUGACUGGAACGAACUGCAAAAAUCUCUGAAGCUGGAGACUCUUAUCUCCCUCACUAACUUUAAGCAUCAGUUGUCAGAGCACCUUACCGAUCACUGCACCUGUACAUAGCCCAUCUGAAAUUAGCCCACCCAACUACCUCAUCCCCAUAUUGUUAUUUAUUUUGCUCAUUUGCACCCCAGUAUCUCUAUUUGCACAUCCUUUCUUGCACAUCUAUCAUUCCAGUGUUAAUACUAAAUUGUAAUUAUUUUGCACUAUGGCCUAUUUAUUGCCUUACCUCCAUAACUUGCUACAUUUGCACACACUGUACAGUAGGGGAAAAAAGUAUUUAGUCAGCCACCAAUUGUGCAAGUUCUCCCACUUAAAAAGAUGAGAGAGGCCUGUAAUUUUCAUCAUAGGUACACGUCAACUAUGACAGACAAAUUGAGAAAAAAAAUCCAGAAAAUCACAUUGUAGGAUUUAUAAUGAAUUUAUUUGCAAAUUAUGGUGGAAAAUAAGUAUUUGGUCACCUACAAACAAGCAAGAUUUCUGGCUCUCACAGACCUGUAACUUCUUCUUUAAGAGGCUCCUCUGUCCUCCACUCGUUACCUUUAUUAAUGGCACCUGUUUGAACUUGUUAUCAGUAUAAAAGACACCUGUCCACAACCUCAAACAGUCACACUCCAAACUCCACUAUGGCCAAGACCAAAGAGCUGUCAAAGGACACCAGAAACAAAAUUGUAGACCUGCACCAGGCUGGGAAGACUGAAUCUGCAAUAGGUAAGCAGCUUGGUUUGAAGAAAUCAACUGUGGGAGCAAUUAUUAGGAAAUGGAAGACAUACAAGACCACUGAUAAUCUCCCUCGAUCUGGGGCUCCACACAAGAUCUCACCCCGUGGGGUCAAAAUGAUCACAAGAACGGUGAGCAAAAAUCCCAGAACCACACGGGGGGACCUAGUGAAUGACCUGCAGAGAGCUGGGACCAAAGUAACAAAGCCUACCAUCAGUAACACACUACGCCGCCAGGGACUCAAAUCCUGCAGUGCCAGACAUGUCCCCCUGCUUAAGCCAGUACAUGUCCAGGCCCGUCUGAAGUUUGCUAGAGUGCAUUUGGAUGAUCCAGAAGAGGAUUGGGAGAAUGUCAAAUGGUCAGAUGAAACCAAAAUAGAACUUUUUGGUAAAAACUCAACUCGUCGUGUUUGGAGGACAAAGAAUGCUGAGUUGCAUCCAAAGAACACCAUACCUACUGUGAAGCAUGGGGGUGGAAACAUCAUGCUUUGGGGCUGUUUUUCUGCAAAGGGACCAGGACGAACCAUCCGUGUAAAGGAAAGAAUGAAUGGGGCCAUGUAUCGUGAGAUUUUGAGUGAAAACCUCCUUCCAUCAGCAAGGGCAUUGAAGAUUAAACGUGGCUGGGUCUUUCAGCAUGACAAUGAUCCCAAACACACCGCCCGGGCAACGAAGGAGUGGCUUCGUAAGAAGCAUUUCAAGGUCCUGGAGUGGCCUAGCCAGUCUCCAGAUCUCAACCCCAUAGAAAAUCUUUGGAGGGAGUUGAAAGUCUGUUGGCCAACGACAGCCCCAAAACAUCACUGCUCUAGAGGAGAUCUGCUUGGAGGAAUGGGCCAAAAUACCAGCAACAGUGUGUGAAAACCUUGUGAAGACUUACAGAAAACGUUUGACCUGUGUUAUUGCCAACAAAGGGUAUAUAACAAAGUAUUGAGAAACUUUUGUUAUUGACCAAAUACUUAUUUUCCACCAUAAUUUGCAAAUAAAUUCAUUAAAAAUCCUACAAUGUGAUUUUCAGGAAUUCUUUUUCUCAUUUUGUCUGUCAUAGUUGACGUGUACCUAUGAUGAAAAUUACUGUCAAGGGCUGAUGUGGAUGUGGUGUUGGAGUCAGGCGCAGGACACAGAAGCUUAGUCCAACAGACUUUACUAGUUAGAAACACGACGCAUACUGUGCGCAAAUACACAAAAUACAAAAGAAUACGCAAAUAGUGCGUCCGUACUCUAAAUACACGAGAGCAAAAUACACAGCACCAAUUGACAGGCGGACAAUUACACACAACUAACUACACACAAAACGAGAAACGUAUAGGGGACAUAAUGAACACUAAAUGGAAACAGGUGUACAAGGAAGACAAAACCAAACCAACAUCGAUAACAUUCAAUGGUGGCAGCUAGUACUCCGGGGACGACGAACGCCGAAGCCUGCCCGAGCAAGGAGGAGGAGCAGCCUCGGCCGAAUCCGUGACAGUACCCCCCCCUUGACGCGUGGCUCCAGCCGUGCGCCGACCCCGGCCUCGGGGACGACCAGGAGGACGCGGAGCAGGGCGCGUGGGAUGACCACGGUGGAACUCAGUCAGGAGAGAUGGAUCUAAGAUGUCCCUCCUUGGCACCCAGCACCGUUCCUCCGGGCCGUACUCCUCCCACUCCACGAGAUAUUGGAGACCCCCCAUCCGACGUCUCGAAUCCAUGAUGGACCGAACUGUGUACGCCGGAGCCCCCUCGAUGUCCAGUUGGGGCGGAGGAGUCUCUCUUAUCUCACAGUCCUGGAGUGGACCAGCUACCACCAGCCUGAGAAGAAACACAUGGAACGAGGGGUUAAUGUGAUAAUCAAUAGGCAGUUGUAACCUGUAACACACCUCGUUCAAUCUCCUCAGGACUUUAAAUGGCCCCACAAACCGCCGACCCAGCUUCCAGCAGGGCAGGCGGAGGGGCAGGUUUCGAGUCGAGAGCCAGACUCGAUCUCCAGGUGCGUACACCGGACCCUCACUGCGGUGGAGAUCGGCGCUCGCCUUUUGUCGACGGAUGGCCCGCUGCAGAUGGACGUGUGCAGCGUUCCACGUCUCCUCCGAGCGCCGCACCCACUCAUCCACCGCAGGAGCUUCGAUCUGGCUCUGAUGCCAUGGUGCCAGAACCGGCUGAUACCCCAACACACACUGGAAAGGGGUUAGGUUGGUGGAGGAGUGGCGAGAGAGUUCUGUGCCAUCUCUGCCCAGGGGAUAUACCUCGCCCACUCCUCCGGCCGGCCCUGGCAAUAAGAUCUCAGAAACCUACCCACAUCCUGGUUCACUCUUUCUACCUGCCCAUUGCUCUCUGGGUGGUACCCCGAGGUAAGGCUCACCGAGACCCCCAAGCGCUCCAUGAACGCCCUCCAGACUCUGGAGGUGAACUGGGGACCUCGAUCAGACACUAUAUCCUCGGGCACCCCGUAGUGCCGAAAGACGUGGGUGAACAGUGCCUCAGCGGUCUGUAGGGCAGUAGGGAGACCCGGCAUUGGGAGGAGACGACAGGCCUUAGAGAACCGAUCCACAACGACCAGUAUAGUGGUAUUCCCCUGAGAGGGGGGAAGGUCUGUAACGAAAUCCACCGAGAGGUGAGACCAUGGCCGUUGUGGAAUGGGUAGGGGUUGUAACUUCCCCCUGGGCAGGUGUCUAGGCGCCUUACACUGGGCGCACACCGAGCAGGAGGAGACAUAAACCCUCACAUCCCUAGCUAAAGUUGGCCACCAGUAGUUAGCGCUAAGGCAGUGCACUGUCCGGCCAAUACCUGGAUGUCCAGGAGGAGGGGGACGUAUGAGCCCAAUAAAUCAGACGAUCCCGAACCUCGAGCGGAACGUACGUCCGACCCACAGGACACUCUGGGGGACUAGGGUCGGUACGCAACGCCCGCUCGAUUUCGGCAUCGACCUCCCACACCACCGGUGCCACCAGACAAGACUCCGGCAGUAUGGGAGUGGGCUCAAUGGACCUCUCCUCUGUAUCAUACCGCCGGGACAGGGCGUCUGCCUUACCGUUCUGGGACCCAGGGAUGUAAGUUAUUUUAAAUACGAACCGGGUUAGAAACAUGUUCCACCGAGCCUGACGAGGGUUCAAUCUCCUAGCUGCCCGGAUGUAUUCCAGGUUAUGGUGGUCAGUCAAAAUGAGAAAAGGGUGUUGAGCCCCCUCAAGUCAAUGCCUCCACACCUUUAGGGCCUGUACCACGGCUAACAGCUCCCUGUCCCCUACGUCAUAAUUUCGCUCCGCUGGGCUGAGCUUCUUGGAAUAAAAAGCACAGGGGCGGAGUUUAGGUGGCGUGCCGGACCGUUGCGACAGUACGGCCCCAAUACCGGCCUCUGACGCGUCCACCUCUACCUGGAAUGGUAAAGCGGGGUCCGGAUGCGCCAGCACCGGAGCCGAAGUGAACAGGUCCUUCAGUCUCCCAAAAGCCCUGUCCGCCUCAGCUGACCACUGCAAACGCACCGGGCCCCCCUUCAGCAGGGAAGUUAUGGGAGCUGCCACCUGUCCAAAACCCCGGAUAAACCUCCGGUAGUAAUUGGCAAAACCCCAAAACUGCUGCACCUCUUUAACCGUGGUUGGGGUUUGCCAAUUACGCACGGCUGACACACGGUCAACCUCCAUCUUCACCCCUGACGCGGACAACCGAUAACCCAAAAAGGAGACAGACUCCUGGAAAAACAGACAUUUCUCUGCCUUGACAUACAAGUCGUGCUCCAACAGCCUCCCCAACACUCGACGCACCAGGGCUACAUGCUCGGCUCGGGUAGAAGAGUACACUAGAAUGUCGUCAAUGUACACCACCACACCUUGCCCAUGCAUGUCCCGGAAGAUCUCGUCCACAAACGAUUGGAAGACUGAAGGAGCAUUCAUUAACCCGUAUGGCAUGAUGAGAUACUCAUAAUGACCCGAGGUGGUACUAAAUGCUGUCUUCCAUUCAUCUCCCUCCCUAAUGCGCACCAAGUUGUAGGCGCUCCUGAGAUCCAGUUUUGUGAAGAAACGCGCUCCGUGUAAUGAUUCCGUCAUACUCGCAAUCAGAGGGAGUGGAUAACUGUAUUUCACAGUGAUCUGAUUGAGACUACGGUAAUCAAUACACGAGCGCAACCCUCCAUCCUUCUUCUUCACAAAAAAGAAACUUGAGGACGCAGGGGAAGUGGAGGGCCGUAUGUAUCCCUGUCUCAGAGACUCGGCUAUGUAUGUCUCCAUAGCCACCUUCUCCUCUUGAGACAGAGGAUACACAUGGCUCCGCGGAAGCGCUGCUCCUGUCUGGAGGUCUAUCGCACAAUCCCCCUGUCUAUGAGGAGGCAACCGCGACGCCCUCGUCUUGCUAAACACGAGUGCUAAAUCCUCAUACUCAGGGGGAAUGUGCAUUGCGGGCACUUGGUUCGGACUCUCCACCGAGGUCGCCCCCACGGAAACACCUAGACAUCGCCCUACACACUGGGCAGACCACUCCUUGAGAGCCCUCUGUUGCCACAAAAUUGAGGGAUUAUGGGUAAUUAACCAGGGAAGCCCCAGCACCACAGGAUACGCAGGAGAGUCGAUCAGAUAUAACUGAAUAGUUUCCUCAUGACCCCCCUGCGUACUCAUCUUAAGUGGUGCUGUGACCUCUCUAAUCAACCCCGAUCCCAACGGGCGGCUAUCUAGUGCAUGGACAGGGAAGGGAGCAUCAACAGGAAGGAGGGGAAUCCCUAACCUUACACAAAAAUUCCGAUCAACAAAAUUCCCAGCUGCGCCUGAAUCGACUAGCGCCUUAUGCUGGGAAUGAGGUGCAACCUGAGGAAGUCUUACAGGUAUACAUAAGUGAACAACAGAGAGCUCUGGGUAAGUGGGGCGCCUACUCACCUGAAAUGACUCCCCAGUGCGUGGCCUGUUGUCCCCUCCCCCUGGAGACCCUCCCCAGCACCUAGCCGCAGUGUGCCCUCCACGGCCACAGUUGGUGCAGGGGACGGCCCCCCUCGGGCUCCCUCUCCUCCUCUCUCUAGCGCCAGCACCCCCGAGCUCCAUAGGGCUCGGCUCGGAGGUGCUGGAGGGUGGAAUGGACGGCCCCCACUCGGGACGUCCGCGGGUAGCCAGCAGGGUGUCGAGAUGGAUGGACAUGUCCACCAACUGGUCGAACGAUAGGUUGGUGUCCCUGCAGGCCAGCUCUCGACGAACGUCCUCCCGUAGACUGCAUCGAUAGUGGUCCGCUCAUUCCACCCCGCAUCCGCCGCUAGAGUCCGGAAUUCCAGGGCGAACUCCUGUGCGCUCCUCUUCCCCUGUCGGAGGUGGAAUAGACGCUCCCCCGCCGCUUUCCCCUCAGGUGGAUGGUUGAACACUGCCCUGAAGUGGCGGGAGAACUCCGCGUAGGUGAUGGUGGCGGCGUCUAUUCCCCUCCAUUCGGCGUUGGCCCACUCCAACGCCUUGCCGGAGAGACAGGAGAUGAGGGCGGAAACGCUCUCGUAUCCCGAGGGCGCCGGGUGUAUGGUGGCCAGGUAGAGUGCCACCUGCAGGAGGAACCCCUGACACCCGGCUGUGGCGCCAUCAUACGCCCUCGGGAGUGAGAGCCGAAUCCCACUGGAUUCCGGAGCUGGGAUGGGAGGACUGACCGAUGGUGGUGGUAAGGUUGGAGGAGGUGUGGGCACUCCUCCGGUCUCCCAUCGGCGCAGAGUGUUGAUCACCUCAUGCAGGGAGGAUCCGAGUUGCUGGAUCCUGGCGUCUUGACCGCUGACUCGAUCCUCCAGCGACUCGGGUGCUGCUGCUGCUCCUGCUGACUCCAUGGUGGUGUGUAAUUCUGUCAAGGGCUGAUGUGGAUGUGGUGUUGGAGUCAGGCGCAGGACACAGAAGCUUAGUCCAACAGACUUUACUUGUUAGAAACACGACAAUACAAAGUAACGGGCCUCAACAACAACGGAGGCGAGCGAUUACGCAUACUGUGCGCAAAUACACAAAAUACAAAAGAAUACGCAAAUAGUGCGUCCGUACUCUAAAUACACGAGAGCAAAAUACACAGCACCAACGGACAGGCGGACAAUUACACACAACUAACUACACACAAAACGAGAAACUUAUAGGGGACAUAAUGAACACUAAAUGGAAACAGGUGUACAAGGAAGACAAAACCAAACCAACAUCGAUAACAUUCAACGGUGGCAGCUAGUACUCCGGGGACGACGAACGCCGAAGCCUGCCCGAGCAAGGAGGAGGAGCAGCCUCGGCCGAAUCCGUGACAAUUACAGGCCUCUCAUCUUUUUAAGUGGGAGAACUUGCACAAUUGGUGGCUGACUAAAUACUUUUUCCCCCCACUGUAUAUAUAUUUUCUGUUGUAUUUUUGACUUUAUGUUUUGUUUACCCCAUAUGUAACUCUGUGUUGUUGUUUUUUUAUCGCACUGCUUUGCUUUAUCUUGGCCAGGUCGCAGUUGUAAAUGAGAACUUGUUCUCAACUGGUUUACCUGGUUAAAUAAAGGUUAAAUAAAAAAUAAAAUAAAAAAUUGGCCACAUUAUUUGAAAAAUACAGAAAGUAAGUAUUUCAAAUACAAAUACUCAAAUACACAUGUAUUUGUCUGCUAGCUGCUGCCAUAGAUGUAACAUAACAAGGUACUGAAGGCCUACCGCAGCCGGAAUGAUUGUCUCAGCCUUGUUAUAAGCAUGUACUGUCUGCCUGUUUAUUUGACUCCAUGCUCUGUUCUUACAUUCCCCCAGGAUUCCCUCUGGUACAGAUGGAUGGAUGGAGUAUGUACCCAUCUCAGAAAAGAAGAACUUCACUCUGGCCCCGCCACAGGAGCUCAGAGAAGGUAGGACAUCCUCUGUUCUCUACACCAGUGGUUUUCAAACCUCUCCUCGGGGUCCUCCAGAUGUUUCACAAUUUUGUUGUAGACCUGAACUAGCUCACUUGAUCGGUUGACAAAUUGAAUCAGGUGUGCUAGCUCUAGAAUAAUUGAAAUACAUGGAACGGCUGGAGGUCCCUGAGAGGUUUAUAGCACUCUGUAAAUAAAACAUAAUUUAGAUUGAACUAACCCAUGAUGUGAUGUGUUAACAACUGGACAGAUUGUGUUCCAGCAUAGAUAAGUUAACACUUUGCCCUAAUCCUCUGUACUGGUGUGUGUGUUUGUGUGUUUGUCUGUGUGUGUGUGUGUGUACUGUAGGAGGCCCCUUGGUGUAUGACAGUGUGCAGCUGGUCCAGAACUCAAAGGCCCUGAACGGAACUCAGAGGGUUCUUCUGGAUGAUGUCAUAUCUGUGGACGAGUGUACUGAGCUCACAAACCUGGCCCAUGUAAGAUGACUAUAUUUGGUAUUUUAUUAGGAUCCCCAUUAGCUGUUGCGAAAGCAGCAGCUACUCUUCCUGGGGUCCACACAAAACAUGAAACAUGACAUAAUACAGAACAUUAAUAGACAAGAACAGCUCAAGGACAGAACUACAUCCAAAUAUUCACUAUCAUGAAUUGUACAAAGUAUAAACGUGCAUUUCAAUUUAUCUCUAUUUAGUGUGUUGUUACAGGUUUACAGUGAACACUAUGAGGCGGUUCCCCAGACACAUAUUAAGCCUAAUCCUGGACUGAAAAGCUAUUUCAAUGGAGAUUCUCCAUCGAGUAUGCUUUUUAGUCCAGGAUUAGGCUUAAUCCGUGUCCAGCAAACUGGCCCUUAGUGUACUUUGUGAACAUAGUCAUUGUUUGUUACUUUAUAAAUGCAUUUCUAGAAUAUGAGAGCCAGGGGUUCAUUCUCUUGUUUGGUCUACAGACUGUCACUAUGGCAGGAGACGGAUACCGAGGGAAGAUGUCUCCUCACACCCCCAAUGAGAGGUUUGAGGGAGCCACUGUGCUAAAAACACUGCAGGUAAACAAGCUAUACAUAGACACAAUGGUGAAGAUUAAAUCAACCUCUGUUUGAAACCACUUGAUUUGUAUUGCCCUUUUCAAGUAACAUUAAGUAUCGCUCUUGUCUCAAAGUUAUCAAAAGUCACUCUUUCAGUACAUUAGUAAGCAAAUACAGAAUAUUUUUGGUUCCUUACAAGCAGGAAUGCAAAUGAAGCUAGCCUGAGGCUAGUACUUUUCAGACCGGGCUAGUAGAACAUUUCCCAAACUAGCCCAACAGCACAGACUUUGGACCCUUGGAAAUUGCAGUCUACUAGCCUGGCUGGCCAGUGCCAAAAUCCUUAAGUUCUGUCCCUGGCAACAUGCUAGGUGAAUAUUUAACCAUGUUACUGUGUGUUACCUGCAGUAUGGCUACGAGGGCCGUGUCCCAUUGAGGAGCGCUCGUCUCUUCUAUGACGUCAGUGAGAGGGCCAGACGCAUCAUCGAGUCCUACUUCCUGCUCAAUUCAACACUCCACUUCUCCUACACACACCUGGUGUGCCGGACUGCCAUCACAGGUGAGCCAAGUCACCAGCGAUGCUACUAAUUAUACUGAAAUUCCAAUGCUGUACCUGAAUGGAGACAUGAGAAACUUCCUGAAUUUACUUAAUUUGAAUGGAAUUGACCCCAACCCUGUUAUGGUAUCAUUAUAUAUUAUUAUCAACCUUUCCUUAUAGUGUCAUACAACGUUGAGCAUUAUGUGACUUUGUGAGUUUGAGCAUGUAGGUUUAGUCAAAUCUGGUUUAGUUUGCCUCUGUGUUGCUUUAGUAAAGUUUGUUUCUGUUUUGGGCUGUUUUGGGGUUAAUAAAGUUUGUCUCUGUUUGGGUUUAAUAAAGUUUUAUCUCUGUUUGGUAUAGGGCAACAGGACCAUAGAAAUGACCUGAGCCAUCCCAUCCACGCUGACAACUGUCUGUUAGACCCAGAGGCCAACGAGUGCUGGAAAGAACCACCAGCCUACACCUACAGAGACUACAGGUUAGAGCUUAUACCUAGCUCUGGUCCUUAAUUUUUUCAUGAUGAAUAGGUUUCAGUGUAGUUAUGAAGCAGCUAAGGGUAUAAUCUUAGCUCUGGUCCAAGGCAAAGCUGCUUCCUAACUACAUUGAAACAUAUUUGUGCUAUCAAUGGCACCAUAUUAUACCAUUACCUAGUGUUAAAUAGUCAUGGUUUUCAAUGUGUCCUAAGUGCUCUGCUGUACCUGAAUGGAGAUUUUGAGGGUGGGGAGUUCAUCUUCACAGAAAUGGACGCCAAAACAGUCACAGUGAGUCCUAACCUGAGAAGGGAAAUAUUUUUUUUAAAGAGUGAAGUGAUCAAAAUAACAAAUUAUAUAUGUCUCAUAUCAUUAUUGUUGCAUGUAUUUUUUGACAUUUUUAUUAGUCUUACUAUCUUACCCUUUCUUCGUACCUUUGCAUUGCACUUUUCUGUCAUUUGGAGCCUCGUCUACAUAAAGUUGGAAUUUCCCACAUCCAAUGUGAUCCCAUUCCACAACGACAGUCAGUACUGACCCUGGUCUCCUCCUUCCCCUCCUCCUCCCCCAGGCACAGGUUAAGCCAAAUUGUGGUCGUAUGGUGGGCUUCUCGUCUGGUGGGGAGAAUCCCCAUGGAGUGAGGGCCGUCACCAGGGGGCAGAGGUGUGCCGUGGCCCUGUGGUUCACCCUGGACCCCCUCUUCAGAGAACUGGUAAACACUACAGCCAUGGCCCUAUCAUAAUGUCUUCUAUGAUUAUGUCUUUCAUAGAGACACAUGUAUAGAGUAUAGUACAUCAUGUUAUGUACAAGAUGUUUAAAAUGGCUAUUGAUUUAGGAAUAUGUAUAUUGGUAUUUAUUUAGGAAGAGGUUGAUUGCUAUUUAGUUAGGAAGAUGAUUAUAUCAUAAUACAUAACUCCUCUCUUUUCUCCCUCUCUCUUUCUCCUCUAGGAGCGCCUGCAGGCAGAUGAGGUGAUGCAGGCGUUGGACAACCAGAGCAGCCAAUCACAGUGGGACACAAGCCUCAACAUCAACCCCAAAGACGAGCUGUAG
Molecule: messenger RNA, 23633 nt
Organism: Coregonus sp. 'balchen'
Lineage: Eukaryota; Metazoa; Chordata; Actinopteri; Salmoniformes; Salmonidae
Source: the annotation of a GenBank genome assembly